AUGGUCCUCAGUCCUAUAUUUCAUGAUCCUCAAAAAGAAACUGAUGUACAGAUGGUAGUAACGGAGUCUUCGGGCAAUAGACAUCCUGAUGGUGGCAGUUGUGAAGAUUAUGUAUAUUCGGCAAGGGCACUAUUGACAAUGAAGCUGUGGGAGAAUGUUGUCUUAUUGCAAGCAGUUGGUAAAUUUAGUAUUUGUUGCUUGCUAUUACAUCAUGAUGGUGGUUUUUAUGCUGUCUUUGAAGUUAAUAGCAUUGAAGUUCCAAAAUCAAUCCUUGAGUUAUCUGGCUUCAUCAUGAAAUUGGAUGAUAUUUAA
Cokeromyces recurvatus is the source of this 312-nucleotide messenger RNA. RefSeq lists its product as uncharacterized. The transcript is spliced from 4 exons. The record is from RefSeq and is a predicted model, not a curated record. The coding region runs from base 1 to 312 and encodes 103 amino acids. NCBI's taxonomy places the organism in Eukaryota, Fungi, Mucoromycota, Mucoromycetes, Mucorales, Mucoraceae.